AUGUGGUCUAUCGGAAAUGUUGUUGAGCUCCUCUGCCUACUACUGGCACUCUCAGAGAUCGGCUUCUGCCGACCCACGGUUUUGAACAUCACUUCGGAAGAAUUCGCACAAAUGAGGGAGCACCAUAUGACUCCAGGUUACAACCGAAGAGGCUUUUUUGACGGGGUCGGGGACUGGGUCAAGGACAAGGGAUGCGAUUUCAUAUCGAGAGUGGACUUGUGCCAUACCUCAAAGAAGUAUGAAAAAAUUGGCGAUGGCGACCCGCACCAGAACUUCGUCAUCGUCCAAAGGGCUGGUUCAAAAGUACAUUGCACCUCCGAUGGUGAUAGCACAGGGACUACCUUCUCGAGUACGGUCGGCUGGAGUAUAGAUGGGAGCUUCGAUUCAAUUCCCUUCGCAUCAGCAGGAUUCAGUAUUUCGGAGUCCUCGACUUAUGCAUUUACGGCAACAAUGACCUGCGAUAGUAUCGCAGACAAGCAUGGUGACAUUUGUCUCCUCUUCUACCACGCUAUGACAGCAUUUACUGUGAAGGUGACAGAAUACAAAGACUGCGGUUGUGGUGUGGUAGAUGGAUCAGAAAAGGAUCUUGGACAGACUAUUGUCUAUGCACCAAAUGAAGGAGAAGCGGGCAGUAUUGCUUCGAAGGGAAUUUCUGUGGACGAUGAUGAUAUUCAUCAAUGCUCUGGAAAUGAUGACAGAAUUGUCGACUAUCACUGUGGACCUCCCGGGGACUCUAGUUGGUGGGAUGACAAAAGCUCGGGACCAUGGAUCGAGGAAUAUGUGAAAGAACGUGUGCCUGCUGGCUGCAAUAUACCAAUUGAGGCCAAUCAGUACUAUAAGUAG
Penicillium manginii is the source of this 843-nucleotide messenger RNA. RefSeq lists its product as uncharacterized. The transcript has 2 exons. NCBI's taxonomy places the organism in Eukaryota, Fungi, Ascomycota, Eurotiomycetes, Eurotiales, Aspergillaceae. The record is from RefSeq and is a predicted model, not a curated record. The coding region runs from base 1 to 843 and encodes 280 amino acids.